Acyrthosiphon pisum (pea aphid) is the source of this 2579-nucleotide messenger RNA. RefSeq lists its product as uncharacterized. Lineage: Eukaryota; Metazoa; Arthropoda; Insecta; Hemiptera; Aphididae. The coding region runs from base 127 to 1137 and encodes 336 amino acids. Gene Ontology annotation, molecular function: protein binding. The transcript has 6 exons. The record is from RefSeq and is a predicted model, not a curated record.
UAGUAGUGAGAUGGCCCAAGACAGCAGAGGAAAAGUAACCAUUACGAAACUCAAGUCAUAUACUACAUACAUGGUUACCAUUGCAUCAAUCACAAACCAUGGUGAAGGGUUCAACAUAGUGAUCCUAUGCUCAACACCACUCUAGAAGAAGUACCCGAUAUUCAAAACCUAAAAAUAAAUUUUACGAGAUUGACCAAUACGACCGUGUCUCUUCAGUGGUGGUCUCCUAAAUUCUCGAAUAGUGUUGUCCGUUACUACCAUGUUGAUUAUUAUUUGGACGAAAUAUUUCAGCAGCAGGAUUUGAAUGAUUCAUUUGAUGAGCCGAAAGUCAUAAAUGAACAACAUCGUAUUACGGUUCACGACACAAAGUGUCACCUGGAUCACCUUGAAAGUUACAGAAGGUAUACAAUUACCAUCACAGCAUGCACAACAGUUUGUUCAGAGCGUUCACUUCCCAUAAAAGUUCGAACAUCAGAAGGGCAGCCAGGAAGAGUUUCUCGACCAAAUUUUUUUUACGAAAACAGCACUAGGAUAGCUGUACCUUGGCCGAAACCCCGAAACCCGGCAGGUCCGGUUGAUUAUUACGAAUUGAUUGCAGCACGUCACAUUAGACCCAAAAAGCCACGAAUUUCAUAUUGCGGGUUUUCUGCACCCACCGAAUUAUCUCACAAACAAUUACUGGAUAGUCCGAACAAUGUCUUGUACCACAGCAUUUCUAACGUGUUCCGUGUUCCUGUUCCGGAUUGUAGAAAAGAACAGGAUAAGGGUCAACAAACUUUUUCAUUUGCAGUACGAGCUGUGAAUAAUAAUCCACUUGACCCUAUGAGGCCAUAUUAUGGUCAGUGGUCGGUUCCCGAGUCGGUCAGUUGUGUGUUUCAAGCACCAGAUAUUGAAAAUCUAAUAAUAAAUGUCACGGAAUUGACGAAUACGACAGUAUCUCUUCAGUGGUCGCCUCCUAAAUUCACGAAUGGUAUUGUUCGUUACUACCAUAUUGAUUAUUAUUUGGACGAUAUCAUAUUACAGCAGCAUGAUUUAAAUGAUACAUAUUUUGACGAACAGCAAGUCAUAUAUAAACAACGUCGUCUAACGGUUCAUGACACAAAGGUUAGUGUUGUAAUAUGUACAUACUAUAUAUAGUAUAAUAUAACAUAUACAGGGUUUAUCUUAUGACGUCGUACGCGUGAUCAAUUACACGUCGUUUUUUAUUUAAUGAUUAUGGAUCGAUAAUGAAGAAUUUCAAAAAAAAAACGAAAAUUUAAGUUUCUUUAAUUUUUACUGGGAAUUUUUUUUAUUAACAAUUUCAUAAUUUUUAAACACGUAGUUUUUUUAACAGCAAAAUCAACUUUGCUUUUUAAAAUGGAAACAAUUAUAUUUUUAAUGGAUUUUCGUAGAAAUUUUUUACCUGACAGUCAAAUUAUCAACUUUGGUAAUUUAUUAACUAUGGUCCUCUAAAGCCUAGUAAAUUCUAUAAAAGGUAGGUUGAUAUUUUAAUUGAAAUAAUUUGUAUACAUUUGAACAUUUCAUGUAAUUUAUAUAAACCCUUAUCACCAAACCUUAUCAACAAAGCUACGUCUUACUUAUCACCUCCUCAAAUUUUUGAAUAUUCACGUGUACAACGUGUGACACCCUUUAUAGGCGAAACUUAUAAUAUUAAAACGACUAGACCUCCUUAAACGGUACUCACCAUCAGAGAGUUACACAGGCAGUCAGUAAUUUAAUAAGAUCAUAUUAUACAGACUUAUAGUAGAUGGAGUUAUGUCCGUCUCACUCGUGUAAACUAUUUAACGCACGUAAUACGACGAGUCUCUGAAUUAGGUGAUUGAUGUAGGUACACAUGUGUGAGGCGAACCUUAGCAUAUUGAUCGCCGUUGGUUGCUGAUUAUUUUAUAUAUAUUUUAUAAAGGUAUAUAAAUUCAAAUAGAUAAAUUUGCGACAUAAUUUCACUUCAAACAUGCACAGUUUAUUCUUCUAAUUCAGAUACUUGUCACUCACAUGUACUUCAAAUUAUCGGGACAUGGGUCCAUCCAUAUUAUACUUAUGACUGGUUAAACUUUGCCAAUGCAGAUAGUAUACAGGGUGUCCCGUGAGGAUAUCCCCAUUAGUCGUAUAGAGGGGGAUUCGCCACCCGGACAAAUUCCACGGUUUUUGCCUGUUUACCUAUAAAUUAAAAAAAAUAUUAAAAAUCAUAAGAUUAAUGAAAAUAAAAUGUUGAAAAGUCAAAAUUAUCACAACAAUAAACUCUAUAAAAUGGCUAUCUUCAAUUGUUUCAAAAAUAAUAAAAUAAACAAUUUACCAAAAAAAAUAAUUAAAUCAUUAAAUAAAAUAUGACGUGAAGUUCUUGGCUCUGCGAGGCUAAUAAAAAAAAAAACAAAUUUGUGAUAUAUUUACAAUCUCAGAAUAUAUCGCAAUGGGUAAAUUUUUGCGGGACAUCGUGUAUAUUAUAUAACAUAUAUAAUCAAAUAUACAGUCAUAUCGACGGCGGGUAUGCCUGCGUCCAUUGAACAGGCGCGGAUCCAGAUCAAUUAUUAGGGGGGGGCCAUUUUUUAUUUGGACAUAAUAUAAUACAUACAAUUUAAUAA